Messenger RNA from Hemibagrus wyckioides, 1550 nucleotides. It is a transcript of the gene yjefn3, whose product is annotated as YjeF N-terminal domain containing 3. The record is from RefSeq and is a predicted model, not a curated record. Gene Ontology annotation, cellular component: mitochondrion. NCBI's taxonomy places the organism in Eukaryota, Metazoa, Chordata, Actinopteri, Siluriformes, Bagridae. The transcript has 6 exons. The coding region runs from base 157 to 897 and encodes 246 amino acids. Gene Ontology annotation, molecular function: NAD(P)HX epimerase activity.
UGUGGAGGCUGAUUUAUCAUCCACCCAGCCAGCACAGGAGAAGCAGAGACGGAGGACGGGCUUGCGGAGAGAGAAAGAGAUAGAGAGAAAGAAAGACUGACUAGUGCAAAAGAAUCUCAUCACCUGUAUCCUGCUCUGUAUCCCUGCCUGGCAAAAAUGAACCACAGCCCUGGUGAAAAAGAGCCUGAGACCACAGAGCCAAUGCGCUACCUCAGUAAAACAGAGAUGGCCGCCAUUGAAACAGAGCUACUCACAGACUAUCGUUUUGGACAGCAGCAGCUCAUUGAGAUUUGGGGUCAUGCCUGUGCCGUUGCCAUCACCAAGGCCUAUCCUCUAAGCUCUCUGACCAAGAAACAACCUACGGUCUUGGUUGUUUGUGGGCCAGAGCAAAAUGGUGCCAUUGGCUUGGUUUGUGCUCGUCACCUGCGCAUAUUUGAAUAUGAGCCCACAAUCUUUUAUCCCAAACGCUCUCCUGAUAACUUACAUCAGGACUUUACCAUUCAGUGUGAGAAGAUGGACAUUCCUUUCCUUUCUUAUCUUCCAACCGAGGUCCAGCUCAUAAACGAUGCCUAUAAUCUAGUGAUUGAUGCUAUUGUUGGGCCAGAAAUAGAUCUUAAAGAUGUAAGAGAGCCCUACUCUGGAAUAUUGGUGACCCUCAAACAGGUGAAGAUCCCCAUUGCCAGUGUGGACGUGCCCUCAGGCUGGGAUGUAGAUGAAGCGAGUAAAGAUGGGAUCAAUCCAGAGGUUCUCAUCUCUCUGACGGUCCCCAAAAAGUGCGCCACAAGUUUCUCGGGGAAGCAUUUUCUAGCCGGACGUUUUCUUCCGUAUGACAUGCAGAAAAAAUAUGAACUCAAUCUGCCUGAAUUUCCAGGGACCGACUGUUUUAUAGAACUGUAACACUGGCACCACUAAAAACAUAUUUUGGAGAUGUAUGAAUUAUAUAAACACAUUCACAUUUUGUACUUUAUAGGUUGUUACUGUGGUAAAUUGUCUAGAAGUUUGUGCACAGAGACUGUUGUGGUGACUGGAUAUGAUGUGGGUAUGUGCUUAGGUAAAAGUGCUUAGCUAAAGUUAUUAUUAUUAUUAUUAUUAUUAUUAUUAUUUUGGUUUGCUUGAAAAUAAAGAUUCUAUUCUGUAUUUUUUUUGUUUAUAUAUUUAUGCAAUUUCACAUGAUAGAAAUUUUUCUGACUGUUCUGACAAUUGGUCAAAGCUUUUUCCCUUCAUUAAAUUCCCUCCUUAAAUUUUACGGUUAAAAAACCUGCAAUAUUCUUUACUAUUAGAGUUGGUCUUAGACAGUACCACUGGUGAAUGCAUUAAAUGAUUCUAUGUAACAGAUACAAUUAUAUUGUAUUUCUGCUGCCAUUUUUAUCUUAUAUUUAUAUGUACUUCUUUUUUUUAAAGACACUUUUUAAAUAGCACAAGGUUGCCCAAAACACAAACCUUUCAUAUGGUUAAACAGUGAAUAGAUUGGUAUAUAGUUUCUUAGCUUAAAUAGGUUGUGUUUAACACCAGUUUAGAUCUCGAAUUCAAAUAAAUUCUCUUUGAACCUG